Molecule: messenger RNA, 1353 nt
Organism: Ictalurus furcatus (blue catfish)
Lineage: Eukaryota; Metazoa; Chordata; Actinopteri; Siluriformes; Ictaluridae
Gene: rrh
Product: retinal pigment epithelium-derived rhodopsin homolog
Exons: 7
Coding region: 99-1106 (335 amino acids)
Biological process (GO): G protein-coupled receptor signaling pathway; visual perception
Cellular component (GO): membrane; photoreceptor outer segment
Molecular function (GO): G protein-coupled receptor activity
Source: RefSeq, a predicted model, not a curated record
UAUGCUGGAGGACGUUCCAUUCAUCUAUGUGAACUAGGCUGGACAGUAACGACGUCUGACUAGUGCUUUUGGUGUGGGAGUGAGUGUAUUUUUGAGACAUGGAAGCUGAAAUCCUGAAUUCCUCAAAUGAAGCCGUCAGCUUUGGUGGACAAAGUGCCUUCUCACAACUGGAACACAACAUUGUUGCUGGAUACCUCAUUGUUGCAUGUGUGAUCAGUUUGUCCAGUAACCUUGUGGUGCUGAUUAUGUUUGUAAAGUUUAAAGAACUGCGUAAUGCCACUAAUGCCAUCAUCAUUAAUCUGGCUUUCACUGAUGUUGGAGUAGCAGGUAUUGGUUACCCCAUGUCUGCUGCUUCUGAUCUGCAUGGCAGCUGGAAAUUCGGGUACACUGGUUGCCAGGUCUAUGCUGCCUUGAAUAUAUUCUUUGGGAUGGCCAGCAUUGGGCUGCUUACUGUGGUAGCCAUUGAUAGAUAUAUAAGCAUCUGCAGACCUCAUAUAGGCCAGAAGAUGACGGCACACUCAUAUACACUGUUGAUUAUGGCUGCAUGGCUCAAUGCAGUGUUCUGGUCUGCCAUGCCAAUCGUGGGUUGGGCUGGAUAUGCUCCUGAUCCGACUGGAGCCACAUGCACCAUCAACUGGAGGAACAAUGAUGCGUCCUUUAUCUCCUAUACAAUGGCUGUGAUUUUUGUUAACUUUAUCAUACCACUGUCUGUCAUGUUCUAUUGCUAUUACAAUGUUUCGGUCACCAUGAAGAGGUACAAAGCAAGCAACUGCCUGGACAGAAUUAACAUUGAUUGGUCAGACCAGAUAGAUGUGACUAAGAUGUCUAUCGUGAUGAUUGUGAUGUUCUUGGUGGCCUGGUCUCCAUACUCUAUUGUGUGUCUUUGGGCAUCAUUUAGUGAUCCUAGAAAGAUUCCUGCACCAAUGGCCAUCAUCGCCCCACUCUUUGCAAAGUCCUCCACAUUCUACAAUCCCUGCAUCUAUGUUAUCGCCAACAGGAAGUUCAGAAGAGCCAUCAUGGGUAUGUUGCGAUGCCAGACCCGACGACAUGUCACCAUCAACAACCAAGUUCCUAUGACGAUCUCACAAUUGCCUCUUAACCAGUGACCUACGAUAAUAUUUACAGAGCCCAUCAUGUCCUCUACUCAGCGCUGGCUGCUGAUAUUUCCUUGCAUUGUUAUAGCACCAUAGGAUCUGAUGUAGAUUGUUUGCUACUAGACGUACUGUAAGUUAAACAUUGCCAUUUUUUAAAAAAACUGAGUUUCAGGGUGGAAAUUAAUUUUGCCUUAUCACUAUAGAAAUGUCUUGACACAAAAGAAAUAAAAUUAUUUGUAGGUUGUGAUCAUAUGAAUGA